This is a messenger RNA of Rhinolophus ferrumequinum (greater horseshoe bat), 2909 nucleotides long. RefSeq names its product SH2 domain containing 3A (gene SH2D3A). Gene Ontology annotation, biological process: small GTPase-mediated signal transduction; positive regulation of peptidyl-serine phosphorylation. The record is from RefSeq and is a predicted model, not a curated record. Bases 571 to 2295 code for a protein of 574 amino acids. Gene Ontology annotation, molecular function: guanyl-nucleotide exchange factor activity; phosphotyrosine residue binding. Lineage: Eukaryota; Metazoa; Chordata; Mammalia; Chiroptera; Rhinolophidae. The transcript is spliced from 10 exons.
GGAGCGAGGAGAGGGACACCCCCCUCACGCGCCCCAAAUUGCCAGGGACGCGUAGGGCCAGACCGAAGGGAAUGGAGGGGCCGAAUUUUAACCAGCGGUACUCGGAAAGGGACCUGGAAGUGAGUGGGAGUGGCCCCUCGGAGGAAGGCGAGGCGAUGUGCUAAGGGGACGGGCCCACUUAAAGGGACGAACGGAGUUUCCCAAAGGCGCGCGUUCUGUGAAGGUUUUAUCCAAGGGGGCGUCGUUAGCGCCAAGAAAGGCUCUAAGGGGGCGAAGCGGGAACAAGGGGGCGAGGUAAAAGCCUGGGAAGCAACAGUUGGAGGCGGGGUCCGAAGGGGGCGGAGUCUUAAGGGCGGGGCCAGGUGAUUGGGCUCGGUUCCCAGCCCGCGCGGCUGGAGGAGGCAGAACCUGGCUAGGACUGGGAGGGAAGGCCCCGGAGCCGCACAGCCUCAGGCUUCCGUCCAGCACCUGCCUCUUGGGAGCUCCGCAGGCCCCGGCCCAGAUGUAGAAGACUGAGGCCUCUUGAAAGUACAGAGUUCAGCCCCAGCACCCACCGCCUCCAAAAGCUCCAUGCAGGUGCCACAGGAUGGAGAGGACUUCGCCAGCCAGCCCUGGUACCAUGGCCCCCUGUCUCGCCAGAAGGCAGAGGCUCUUCUUCAGCAAGAUGGCGACUUCUUGGUUCGUGCGUCUGGGUCUGAUGGGGGCCACCCUGUGAUCUCCUGCCGCUGGCGGGGCUCAGCCUUACACUUCGAGGUGCUCCGUGUGGCCCUGCGUCCCCGGCCAGGCCGGCCCAUAGCCCUCUUUCAGCUAGAGGAUGAGCGUUUCCCAAGCCUGCCUGCCCUGGUUCACAGCUAUGUGACCGGCCAACGUCCACUGACACAAGCCACAGGGGCUGUGGCCUCCAGGCCGGUGACACGGCAAGGGCCUAUUCGACGCAGCUUUAGUGAGGACACCCUCCUAGACAGCCCAGUUCAGACAAAGCUGCUCAGGGCUAGAAAGUGGAGUGACAGUCAGCCUGCAGGUUUGGAGCAUGUGGGGCAGUCAAGAGAAGGCAACUCUGGACCAGGAGCCUCCUCUGUGCCCACGCUUGCCCUGUCUCGGAUUGGUAGUGACCCUGUGUUGCUGAAGACCCUGGGUCCCCUGGCAUCCAUUGCUGACAGCCUCAGAGCCUCUGAUGGGCAGCUUCAUGCCAAGGCGCCAACCAAGCCACCUCGAACACCCUCACUGGUCCUGCCUAAUGCCUCUGGACACUCCCCAACAUACUGUGAGGUGGUACCCCGAGUGCCCAGUGCCUGGGGAACACCCUCUGGCCACAGCUGCCCAGAGCCAGAGGCCCCAUGGUGGGAGGCCGAGGAGGAGGAGGAGGAGAGAUGUUUUGUGAGACCACAGGCAGAGGUCUCUUUCUGCCCCCCUGACAACCCCUGUGGCCUGCUGGGACCCCAGAAUCGGCCCCUGGAACCCAAAGUCCUGCGUGCUCUCCGUGGCCUGUUCCUGGAGCACCACCCUGGGAGCACUGCCCUCCACCUGCUAUUGGCAGACUGUCAGGCAGUGGGCUUACUGGGAGUGACCAAGGCUCAGCGGGGUGCCAUGGGGGUUGCCUCUGGCCUGGAGCUGCUCACACUUCCCCAUGGCCAUCGCUUGAGGUCAGAACUGCUGGAGAGGCACGAGGCGCUGGUGCUGGCUGGGGCGCUGGCGGUGCUGGGCUGCACGGGGUCGCUGGAGGAGCGCGCGGCCGCCCUGAGGGGCUUGGUGGAGCUGGCACUGGCGCUGCGGCCAGGGGCGGCGGGAGACCUGCCCGGACUGGCCGCAGUCAUGGGCGCUCUGCUCAUGCCCCAGGUGUCCCGGCUGGAACGCACGUGGCGCCAGCUCCGAAGGAGCCACACUGAGGCCGCGCUGGCCUUCGAGCAGGAGCUGAAGCCGCUGAUGCAAGCGCUGGAUGAGGGCGCUGGACCCUCCGACCCCGGCUUGGUGGCGCUGCCUCACGUGGUACCGACGGCCCGUCUACUGGAGGGCGAAGAACUCCCGGGCCCCCUGGACGAGACCUGCGAGCAGCUGCUUCGCACCCUGCAGGGGGCGCGUCUGAUGGCCCGGGAUGCGCUCAAAUUCCGUGAGGCGGCGGCCGGGCGCCUGCGAGGAUUUCGGCCGAACCGGGAGCUGAGGGAGGCCCUGACCACUGGCUUCGUGCGGAGGCUGCUCUGGGGAAGCCGGGGCGAGAGGUCACCGCGGGCUGCACGGCUCGAGAAGUUCCAGCGCGUCCUCAAUGCCCUGUCGCAGCGCCUGGAGCCUGACAGCUGAGAGCGCAGACCCUGGGACAAACAGGCUUCUGGGGACCCCAGCAGGAGACCAAGGAAGUCAUCCCAGAUUGCUCACACAGUCAAACAGGGCGGGGACCCGCUCCCUGACUCGCAGAAGGGAGGGAGGCCAGCUUUGCAAGAACCCACCCUGCCCCCUGAAAACACAGGGAUCUUGGAGUGAGGGGCAGCCUCCUCCCCUACACUAAAAGACCCAGGUGUCUGCAGGCCCUGGCUGCCCUCUCCCACCCCCCACCCCUACACAUAUCCCAUAAAUGGUGAACAGGUAGCUUCUAAUGGUAAGAGAACUUGCAGAUCUGUAAGAGGCCAGAGUUCAAAUGCCUUUGAAAAACUGUGACUUCUAGCAAAUCACUUGCCCUUUUUGUGCCUACCUUCAACAUAAAAGUAAGACUGUACUUUCUAGGGGUUAUUGUGGGAAUUAAAGCUCAAUGUUUAAACGAGAUCAUGAAUGGAGAAUACCUGGCAUACGGUAGUUGCUCAAUAAACGCUUCCUGUUCUCAUUAAGCCACCAUGAACACGGAAGGGAUGAUGUUUGGUGCCAUUCUCCCUACACUGAUCACAGACAAGGACCCAACUCUUAGGGAGGGACAGGGUGUG